Molecule: messenger RNA, 1881 nt
Organism: Prunus persica (peach)
Lineage: Eukaryota; Viridiplantae; Streptophyta; Magnoliopsida; Rosales; Rosaceae
Product: transcription factor MYB59
Exons: 3
Coding region: 316-1413 (365 amino acids)
Source: RefSeq, a predicted model, not a curated record
CCUCACUGUACUUGCACUUUCAUGUCAUGCAUCCAUUUUUCUCUCUUUUCUAACUAAGUCACACUAGCUACAUUUUCACUGUUUCUUUUUGUAAUCUCUCUCUCUCUCUCUCUCUCUCUCUCUCUCUCUCUCUCUCUCUCUCAGAAGUUGAAAUUUAAGCUAGAGAUAAAGAGCUAGCUAGCUAGCUAGCUUUCUUUUUCUAUAGUAAUCUCUUUUUCCUUUUGUUUUGUAAUUGUAUAUAUACACAAUACUUAUCUUCUUUUGCCAUUGGCUGCAAUAUUAGUACUGCUUUGUGAACGAAAAAGAGAGAGAGAGAUGGGACAUCACUCCUGCUGCAACAAACAGAAAGUGAAGAGGGGGUUAUGGUCCCCAGAAGAAGAUGAAAAACUCAUCAACUACAUUACAACAUAUGGCCAUGGCUGCUGGAGCUCAGUUCCUAAACUUGCAGGGCUACAGAGAUGUGGAAAGAGCUGCAGACUGAGAUGGAUAAAUUAUUUGAGACCUGACUUAAAACGUGGGAGCUUCUCUCCCCAAGAGGCUGCCCUCAUCAUUGAACUCCAUAGCAUUCUAGGCAACAGAUGGGCUCAGAUAGCCAAGCAUCUACCAGGAAGAACAGAUAAUGAAGUGAAGAACUUUUGGAACUCAAGCAUAAAAAAGAAGCUCAUCCCUCAUGAAGUUAUUCCUGCCUUGGCCUCCUUUUCUCAUGAUAUUCACAACCCUAGUGGUAAUUCUGAGGAAAGUUUCUUCACCCUCACCACAAACCCUAAUUUGGGUCCUCAACAAGACCAGCUAUUCCUUCCCAUUCCAAAUCCAAUGCCUCAAGGUUUCAAUUUUCAUGGUGAUCAUAAUAACAUCAAUCUCAUCAAGUUAGACCAGACCAAUUACGGUUCCAAUUUCGUUCAUCAUUUUCCUCAUCCCCUCCAAUUGCCAUCAAAUUCUUCCUCAUAUGAGUCCUCAUGGUCUUUAGGCUAUCAACCCCAUCAUCAAUUUGAUCCCAAUCAACAUCUUCAAAAUUUCAGCAUUGAUGAAGCAGCUGCACAUUAUAAUAUCGGUAAUGAACUUAUGGUUCCAAUUAGUAUGCCAUCAUCAGCACCAGCAGUAUAUGAAAACCCUUCAAUUCUACCUACACUGCCUAAAUUGUGUGAGAUUCUUGAUGGUAAUGUUUGUAGGAUGCCAUGUUACCCAUCUGAUCCACAAGACCUUGACUCACUUGCCAAAUUAUCAUGUUUUCCAUCUACUCAUGGGGCUUAUCCUCAAGAUCUUCAGUUUCUAUCCAGUCAAUUGGAGUGCAUUGAUGCCAUACUUUCAUUGCCAUCAUCUUCCUCAUCAUCAUCCCAGUUAUCGGUAUCUUCAUCCUUGUCACCUUUAUCGAGCACCCAAUUUGUCGCAAACUCUAAUGUUUUGGAAGCCUAGCUAGCUAGACAUGGUAAUAAAUUCAAAUUAGGUUUUUUGUAUGGUUGGAACUUGGAUUUAUAUUCAUAAACCUGAAAAAUGCAUAUAUUUAUUUCUUGACAUUUGCAUAAGGUGACGCUAUUCCCAUUACUAGAAAACCUAAAUGUUGCUAGUUUAGGCUCCUUGGGGAGUAAUGUUUGUUGAAGCCCCAUAUCUACCUCCUUUCACAUGUUAUUAUAUUCCCAUAUUUAUUUGUAUUCCAUUUAUGCUAGCACCUGCUUCAUUAUUAUUUUGUAUAUGACAACACCAGAUAAAGACAAAUCGCCCAACCUUAAAAAUGAGAUUUAGGCCAAAAAUUGACUAUACAUCCGCAAAUAAAUAAAAAUUAAAGACAAUUAGCUCUUAAUCUAAUUAUACUUCUUUUUUCAAUAUCGAAAAAUAAAAAGAUAUUCAUUAUCGAAAAAUAAAAAGAUAUUCACACUUCAAAAA